Culex pipiens pallens (northern house mosquito) is the source of this 921-nucleotide messenger RNA. RefSeq names its product glutathione S-transferase 1-like. The transcript is spliced from 2 exons. Gene Ontology annotation, molecular function: glutathione transferase activity. Bases 274 to 921 code for a protein of 215 amino acids. NCBI's taxonomy places the organism in Eukaryota, Metazoa, Arthropoda, Insecta, Diptera, Culicidae. Gene Ontology annotation, biological process: glutathione metabolic process. The record is from RefSeq and is a predicted model, not a curated record.
GAUUUCCAAAUUUUCAAAGAAACAUCAGAUUAAUUUUGGUGCAGUCAUGUUGAAAUUAAUUUUGAUAGUCACGAUGCAGUUGUGAAUUUGGAAAACAGAUAAUUCCUUACCAUUUUUGUCAAUAUGCACACAUGUAUAAAAAAUAAUCUUAUCACCCGGCACAACCGGUGAUAUCAGUGGGUAGCUCGUAUAAAUAGUCAGUAGAAUUCUGGUCGACAGUGCUGCGAGUUGACCUCUUGAAAGCUCUAUACCAAAGGCAAUUAAUUGUUCGAUAUGGAUCUCUACUAUCACCCAAUUUCUCCACCGUGUUGGUCCGUUCUACUGCUGAGUCGCGAGCUCGACCUGUCGUUCAAUCUUAAGCAAAUCAGCUUCGCCCCAGACUGUCCUCUCCGGGAGACGAUCGUUAAGUUGAACCCACAGCACCAGGUUCCCACGCUGGCCGAUGGAGAGUUCGGGCUGGCUGAAUCGCGCGCCAUCCUGCGCUACCUUCUGACUGCGCACUCCGGCAGUGAUGAUCAUCCGUUGUACCCAAAGGAUCCGAAGGCUAGGGCCGUGAUCGAGUCCCGGUUGGACUUUGAUCUGGGCAUGCUUUAUAGACGCGCGUACGACUACUUCUCACCGCAGUGGAACAGCAAAUCCGUCGCAACGGAGAAGGACCUGGAGAAGGUCUGCGAGGCUUUGGGCUUUUUGGAGGAGUUUUUGGGGCGGAGUCGGUACGCUGCCGGAGAUCGAUUGACCGUUGCGGAUUUGACGCUGGUGGCCAGCGUCUCGUUUUUGGACGUUUGUGGGUUUGGACUAGAGAAGUAUCCGAAGAUAGUUGCUUGGUAUGAUGUGUGCAAGAAGGAGAUAAAGGGAUAUCGGGAGUUGGUUGGAGAUCGGUUUGAGGAUUUCCGGAAUGCUGUACUGAAAAUGAAGCAAUAA